Messenger RNA from Metarhizium robertsii ARSEF 23, 972 nucleotides. RefSeq names its product Extracellular membrane protein, 8-cysteine region, CFEM. Bases 1 to 972 code for a protein of 323 amino acids. The record is from RefSeq and is a predicted model, not a curated record. NCBI's taxonomy places the organism in Eukaryota, Fungi, Ascomycota, Sordariomycetes, Hypocreales, Clavicipitaceae. The transcript is spliced from 3 exons.
AUGAACAUCAACACCUCAUUGUCCCGCGUUUCCAUAUUCCACAAGCAUGACCAGAUUGACGGUGCUUCUCACAGCUCUGCUACUGUUGUUAAGUCAGCAGGGUGCAUCGGUGCUAGUUCCAGAUUCCUUCUCCGACACCAUAUCAAGACUACCAACUUGUGCUUCUCCAACUCGACCUGUUCCAUCGCAGAUGCUGCUUGUAUUUGUGCCACGGCCAACUACGACCUUAUUCAGGGGCUGGCUACACCGUGUAUCCUGAACUCCUGUAGCCCUCCCGAGGCUUUAUUCACCAAGAACCUCACCGAGACGGCAUGUGGCCAUCCUACGAGGGACAGGUCUUCCGAAUAUAGUGCCUUGGCCAUCUCCGUGGGCGUCACGUCUAGCAUUUUUGUUGGAGUACGCAUCAUAUACAAGGUAUUCUUCUGCCAUGACAACAGACUAGGUUACGAUGAUUGGGCCAUUCUCAUGGCAUUUCUGGUUAAUGUACCAAGCAUAACUAUCAAUGUUCACGGCUUAGCCGCCUAUGGACUUGGCAGAGACAUCUGGACUCUGACUCCAGACGACAUAAUUACCUUUAUCGAGUUCUUUCUCAUUGACGAGGUUCUCUACUUGGCCAUGGUAUCGCUCGUAAAGCUGAGCCUGUCACUGUUCUAUCUCCGCAUCUUUCCGGGGACGACUAUCCGGCGGCUGUUAUGGGCAACAGCUCUUUUCAAUGUCGCCUUUGGUAUCGCGUUCGUUACUACGGCCAUCUUUCAGUGCACGCCAAUCAGCUACACAUGGACCCAGUACAUUGAUCACUCGCUGCCUGGCCACUGCAUCGAUCGCAACGCUUGGGGAUGGAGCAACGGCGCCUUGAGCAUUGCCCUCGACGCUUGGAUGAUACUCAUCCCGCUUAGUCAAGUGCCACGACUUAGACUGCAUUGGAAACAAAAGGUGGGAGUUGCCAUCAUGUUCUUCAUGGGGACCUUGUAA